AUGAAACCAGGGAACUGCAAGUACUUAAUAAGUGCCAUCAGGCAGCCUAUGGGAUUUAUUAACCGGAGAUCAAUAUGUGGGGAUAUUCCAGGCCUGGAGAGGAGAAAGUUCUUGACAGUUCGUCCCUACAUUCGACUGCUAGAAACUGCAUGCCCCACUUGGUUACCUUUUAACUUAUAUUCCAAAGACCAGUUCCAUGAACUCUCUGGGUUUGGUCUUUAUGCCAUUGGAUACAACACACGCUGGAAUCCCAAGAUCCGGUAUUAUUUGACAAAGCUGAGCAGCAGGGGCUCAAAGCUGAUUGAUUCCUUCCUUACUCAAGGUGGCAAAGGUCACAAGGUAAUUGAGAUGAAAGUGGAGGCAAGAAAAUGGAGAACCGUGUUCUACAAGUACGUGGACAUGACAGUAAGUGAGAUGGAAUGCCUCCAGCUCCUCCAGCGAGUGAAAUGGAUGCCAUUGCGCAGAUGUACUUCGGAAGAUGUCCUUUCUCGCAUCACAGAGGAAAGUGGUCUUUUGGCAAUAGGCUGCAGUGAACUGAACAUUGAGGUAAGAAUGAAUGUUUCAGACUUAGAUGGCAUUGAUGACUGGGCUGAUGACUCAUCUGAGGACCAGGCAGUCUCCCCAGAGUCAGAUACUGAGCGAGACAGUGAACUCAGUGGAGUAAGUCAAGUCAAAUACUGCUACAUAGAAGCUGUGGCAACAAGUAUUCGGGAUCAGCUCAUGAAACUACUCCAAAGUCCAGUGAAUAUGAUUGAUGAUCAACAUUCCUGUGCAGAUAUCCAUCAUUUCAUCUGGCAUCCAUCUUCAAUGGAUCAGAGUAAACUUUACUGUAAGUGGUAUCCAGUAAAGCCUGAUGUCCUCAAACAUGGCUGCAUUCAGGAAUGUGUGGAGUCAGCCCUGGGCUACAGACUCAAGUAUAAGAAACCUGGGACAUGCAGGACAAGAUAGGCCAAUUAAAAACCAAUUGUUAAUUGCCUGACCAAAAAUUUAAUUCAAAGCCAAGGAUUUUGCUAUUGUUUUGUAAGUUGUCCCAUUGAGAAACCAAAUGAUUUUUAGAUUGCCCCAUUACUAAAGAGCUUUUAAAAUAAUGAACAGACAUUGUCACAUAUACAGGUAACUAUGACUUGAUAAUUAAUGAUUUUUAUUGUAUUGUUAAUACCCACACUUCAGUAAGUCACAACAUUUUACUUUAACAAAUACAAGUGCAAAACUCAAAUGAAUAAGUGUUCAGUAAUUAAUUUUUCAUAAACAGAUCUAUGAAAUUUGAGAAGGUUUGUUUGUAUCAUAGUUAAAGUAACAGUAAUUUGUAAUGGAAGAUAUACCAGUUUUCAAUAUAUGCAGCCAAUUUUCAAUUUG
This is a messenger RNA of Chiloscyllium plagiosum (whitespotted bambooshark), 1356 nucleotides long. The record is from RefSeq and is a predicted model, not a curated record. NCBI's taxonomy places the organism in Eukaryota, Metazoa, Chordata, Chondrichthyes, Orectolobiformes, Hemiscylliidae.